Messenger RNA from Triticum urartu, 785 nucleotides. Its product is annotated as TPD1 protein homolog 1-like. Gene Ontology annotation, biological process: cell fate determination. NCBI's taxonomy places the organism in Eukaryota, Viridiplantae, Streptophyta, Magnoliopsida, Poales, Poaceae. The record is from RefSeq and is a predicted model, not a curated record.
CCGAAUCCAAAUCGGACGAAUCUAAUUUUCUCAUGUCGAUUUUGAUCGAUUUCUACUUGUUUUUGUUGUUGGUGUUGGUAAAGGCAAUGCGGAGUUUCGGGAGUGCACCCUGUCGGACCUUCACGUGACCCAGACCGCCACGGGGAUGAACGCCAGAGGGAACCCAGAGUACGCCGUGGAGGUGGAGAACAGGUGCAUCUGCACACAGACGGACGUCAAGCUGCUUGCCCCCGGGUUCAAAUCCUCCGAGCCCGUGGACCCCAACGUCUUCCGGCCGGACGCCGACGGCAAGCUCGGCACCCUCAACAACGGCUCCCCGGUGUACAACGGCGACAAGAUCAAGUUCAACUACACGUCGGCCACCAAGUUCAGCCUCGCGCCCUUCUCCUCCAGCGUCGCAUGCUCGUGAUUGGGAGGAUUACUUGGAGUCGGUGGGCCUGAUGAAUAAGUUUGUGUCGGUUGAUUGAUGAUAUAUACGUUUGUAAAUUAAUCCGCACAUGCAUGAAACGUUGCUUUGAGAAUUGAUGGGUUUGUUGAAAUUCGAGGGUGGUUGUAUCUUGCUACCAUUGGAAAAUUUUGUGAAAAUCCCAUGAAAAAGUCAGCACAUAAUAUAUAGCCUCAAUUCGUCAAAAAAAAUUCACCCUCAAUGUACUAUGACCCAAAAACUUUAGAUCUAAACUUGUUUCAUAGUGUCAUGUGAAUCAAAUUUAGAUCUGGAAAUUUGUGCCAUCAGAGCUCCCAUUUGUUGGAAAUUUGUUUUUAGUGUCUGUUUGUCAUGCUGCGAA